Messenger RNA from Zymoseptoria tritici IPO323, 1483 nucleotides. Its product is annotated as methionine aminopeptidase. The record is from RefSeq and is a predicted model, not a curated record. Gene Ontology annotation, biological process: proteolysis. Lineage: Eukaryota; Fungi; Ascomycota; Dothideomycetes; Mycosphaerellales; Mycosphaerellaceae. Gene Ontology annotation, molecular function: metalloaminopeptidase activity. Bases 1 to 1374 code for a protein of 457 amino acids. The transcript has a single exon.
AUGUCGGCCGCUACAAUCGAGCAGGGUGUAGCCGGUGUGAAGCUCAACGGAGCGGACGAGUCGGCCGCGAAGGACAGCGAAACGACAGCACAGAACGGCACGAAUGGAGAGGUGGAUGGCGGUGAUUCGGACGAGGACGAUGCGGAUGAGGGACAACAGGACGGAGCGACAGAGGGCGCAGCGAAAAAGAAGAAGAAGAGAAAGCCCAGGAAAAAGAAGAAGGCCGGCACCGGAGUUUCAGGCGGAGGUGCAAAGGCGCAGAAGGAACCUCCAACCGUGAAGGUCUCGGACCUGUUUCCCAACAACAGCUACCCCGUGGGCGAGGAAGUGGACUACAAGAACGAUAAUGCAUACCGGACGACAAGCGAGGAAAAGAGAGAGCUGGACCGCAUGAACUCGGACUUUCUUACAGACUACCGUCAGGCCGCCGAAGUACACAGAGAAGUGAGAAAGUAUGCGCAGAAAACAAUAAAACCUGGCAUGAGCUUAACGGAGAUCGCGGAGAUGAUUGAGAACGGCACGAGGAAUCUGACGGGACAUAUGGGUCUGGAAGAGGGCGACAAUCUGAUCGGCGGCGUGGCAUUCCCCACAGGACUGAGCUUGAACCACUGCGCAGCACACUACUCACCAAACGCCGGCAACAAGAUGAUUCUGAAGCAGGAGGACGUUAUGAAGGUUGACUUUGGUGUGCAUAUCAACGGCCGAAUAGUGGACAGCGCCUUCACAGUAGCAUUCGAGCCACAAUACGACAACCUUCUUGCAGCUGUAAAGGACGCGACAAACACUGGAAUCAGACUAUCCGGCAUCGACGCUCGACUAGGAGAAAUCGGUGAGGGCAUUCAGGAAGCCAUGGAGGCAUACGAGGUUGAGAUCAACGGCACGACAUACCCAGUCAAGUCCAUCCGGAACCUGAACGGCCACACUAUCGGCCACUACAGCAUCCACGGCGGCGCGGCUGGAAAGUCAGUGCCCAUAGUCAAGAGCAACAGCAACGAGAAGAUGGAGGAAGGAGAAGUUUACGCCAUUGAGACAUUCGGUAGCACAGGCAAGGGUAUCGUAAGGGACGACAUGGAGUGCUCACAUUACUCUCUGAACCAAGACGCACCAAAGGUGGCUCUUCGGGUCGCUUCGGCCAAGACCCUGCUCCGCAGCAUCGAGAAGAACUUUGGAACACUGCCUUUCUGCCGGCGGUACCUGGACCGUCUAGGACACGACAAGUAUCUUCUGGGCCUGAACAAUCUCGUCCAGUCUGGGAUUCUGCAAGAUCACCCGCCGCUUGUGGACAUCAAGGGCAGCUAUACGGCACAGUUUGAGCACACGAUUCUACUCAGGCCGAAUGUGAAGGAGGUGAUCAGUCGUGGCGACGACUACUGAUUGAUGACCAAGUGCUACGAAUUCGACGGCAGAGUAGAGAGGCAUGAUGGGACGGCGCAUGAUUAGUGGUCCACCGCUCACUUCGAAUAAAAGCUCACGCCCUUGUCAC